Molecule: messenger RNA, 278 nt
Organism: Symbiodinium sp. CCMP2456
Lineage: Eukaryota; Dinophyceae; Suessiales; Symbiodiniaceae
Source: the annotation of a GenBank genome assembly
GGCACCCUGGACCGCUUCGUCGGCCGCCUUUCUGCUGAAGACGAGGGGCCUCCUCUUCACUCGCCACGGCUUCCCGCUGAGGUGCAGGAGGCACAGCCAGAUCUCCGAGCCGCGAUGGGCUACGGAACCCAUCAGCUUGAAGUGAAGGCGGAGGGCGGCGGGCCUCCCGACUUCCAGGCAGCGUCGUCCUCGGAGACUCCUCCUCGUGCAAAGAAACACGUGGAGAAGGACCCCCACGACUGCAGCGGCGUGGCCUUGUGCAAAAGCCAGGUGGUGGA